This is a messenger RNA of Filobasidium floriforme, 1183 nucleotides long. RefSeq names its product copper/zinc superoxide dismutase. Gene Ontology annotation, molecular function: superoxide dismutase activity; copper ion binding. Gene Ontology annotation, biological process: removal of superoxide radicals. The record is from RefSeq and is a predicted model, not a curated record. The transcript is spliced from 5 exons. Bases 349 to 813 code for a protein of 154 amino acids. NCBI's taxonomy places the organism in Eukaryota, Fungi, Basidiomycota, Tremellomycetes, Filobasidiales, Filobasidiaceae.
CAUUCUAUGUGACGUCUAGCUGGUUAUAAAUCGGACUCAUACGGAGCUACGGAGCGAUGCGUGCGCGGUUGUGUUUCAUAUACAACCAAAUCGCGCCUCGUCAGGAAGGACAGCUAAAGCAUAUCCGCGGUGCACGCUCUCGCUUGGGCUCCUUAGUCAUCGCCCCCGCUCUUUCGGCUUUCGGGACAUUCCCACGCUCGAUCCACGUCAGCAAGAGGUCGUUGGACAGCGAAAUGGACUCAUAAGCAUCAUCAAAUAGCUCAACCCAUCCAUAUUCCACUCGACUUUGCCUCACAAUUCCCAACCCAAAAACACCCUCAUACCAACACUCUACUAAAACAUUUCAAAAUGGUCAAGGCUGUCGCUGUCCUCAAGGGAGACUCCCCCGUCCAGGGAGUGAUCACCUUCGAACAAUCCGAGAACGGAGGUCCCGUCACCGUCUCGGGCGAGAUCAAGAACAUGGACCCUAACGCUAAGCGAGGGUUCCACGUCCACCAAUUCGGUGACAACACCAACGGAUGCGUCUCUGCUGGACCUCACUUCAACCCCCACGGGGUCACUCACGGAGACAGGACCGACGAGAAGAGGCACGUCGGUGACUUGGGCAACGUCGAGACUGAUGGUUCCGGUGUCGCCAAGAUCCAGCUCGAGGACUCCCACUUGACCUUGAUCGGACCUCACUCGAUCAUCGGUCGAUCGGUCGUCAUCCACGCCGGAACCGACGACCUCGGCAAGGGCGAUACCGAGGAGAGCUUGAAGACCGGAAACGCUGGUGCCCGAAGCGCCUGUGGUGUCGUCGGUCUUACCCAGUAAACUUUUCUUGCCGCGUACGAGUACAGGGCGAGUCGGACGAGUUUACCAGGGAACCUCUUGGUUGUGACAUCAUGUUGAAAUGAAAGGUGAAAAUCAAUGGAAUUGAACAUACGUAGGAAAGUGGUUGCGGGUUGCAUUUCCUCAAUAAACCAGGCGGGUUUCAGGAUGUAUGAGUGAGACCGCGAGGCAGAUUGUGUAAGACUGAACGAAUCUAUCUGCCUUCUGCUUAUUAAGCAGUCGGACUGUUGGAAAGCCCUUGCAUGAGUUUGAGUACCAUUGAUUGCGAUCACGCCUCCUGUAGCGCCUUUGAAAUGUCGAUUGCAACCAACGUUGGAGGCAAUUACUUCCGGCCGACCCACUCAGGCCUGGG